Hypoxylon trugodes is the source of this 1635-nucleotide messenger RNA. RefSeq names its product TauD-domain-containing protein. Lineage: Eukaryota; Fungi; Ascomycota; Sordariomycetes; Xylariales; Hypoxylaceae. The record is from RefSeq and is a predicted model, not a curated record. The transcript has 5 exons. Gene Ontology annotation, molecular function: 2-oxoglutarate-dependent dioxygenase activity. The coding region runs from base 1 to 1119 and encodes 372 amino acids. Gene Ontology annotation, cellular component: cytoplasm.
AUGGCGCCCUCAGUCGCAGAAGUAUUACCAAGCACCUCCGAGCUGAAGGAGAAGGCAGAGCAAAAGCUCAGUCGAGCUUACGACUCGGCUCAACACGCAGCAUACAAGUACACCAAUUAUUUGCCAGUGUACGAUGAGACUACAACGUUUCCACCAACUGAACCCUUCGAGUUCGUCGACAAGGGGACCCUGGCCGACAAGGCCAAGCCCCAUCUUCUUGGGCUGAAGGACCCUAACGUGGUUGUUACGAAGCUCACUCCUCGCGUCGGCACGGAAAUUACCGGUCUUCAGCUCUCCCAAUUGACAGAUGAGCAGAAGAACGAGCUAGCUCUGCUGAUUGCCGAGAGAGGUGUCGUUGUCUUCCGAAACCAGGACUUCAAGGAUAUUGGUGUCGAAAAACAGAAAGAAUUUGGCCAGUACUUUGGCCGCCUUCAUGUUCACCCCGUCGGAGCUCACGUCGAGGGCGCCAUCGAAUUCCACAAUAUUUACCUAGGUCCGGACAACUUGUACCGGGCGCAACGACGCUCCGAGAAAUUGACUACUACCGGAUAUCAUUCCGACGUCUCUUAUGAACAUCAGCCUCCUGGAAUCACACUUCUCACUCUACUGGCGGUACCAUCCACCGGUGGCGACACGGCCUGGACGUCUCAAGUCGCGGCGUAUGAAAGACUUUCGGAGCCAAUCAAGACGCUCCUAGAAGGAUUGCGUGCCGAACACAGCGGUUAUCCCCAAGCGGAAAAUGCCCGCCGAGAUGGCAAAUUCGUGAGGCGCGAGCCCGUAUUAUCCCAACACCCAAUUGUGAGGGUGCACCCAGCGACUGGCCAGAAGGCGCUCUUCGUUAACCCCGGCUUCACGAAGAAGAUCGUGGGGCUAAAAUCGGAGGAGUCCGAUGCGAUCCUUCAGCUACUCUUCAAGCACAUCUCCAACAGCGCGGAUGUCCAAGUUCGUGUGAAGUGGGAUGACCGAACCGUCUCACUUUGGGAUAACAGAGUUACGGCGCACACUGCUAUAUCCGACUAUGACGUCCAUAACGAGGAAGAAGGUCUGCGCCACGGAUUCCGUAUCACCACCCUCGGCGAACGCCCGGUGGGAGUAAACGGCCUUGAAACGGUGUGGUAAAGUUGAUGAUCAGCUUAAUUUACUAUUAGUAAUCUAAAUUGAGUAAUUUGAAUUGAAAUUUGCAAGAGAUAUAACAGCGAUAUCCUCGGUCGGGAAUUGCCUCUGCAUUUUCAACCCUGAUCGAACGAUUGGAUCUUAGCGCCCGAGAGUGCACUAUUAACUUUACUGUGGACAUUCAGUUCAAACUUCGCAGCUAUCAUGGAAUUAAAGUUGCUAAGUUGAAUUGAAAGUAAUUUAAAUAAGAAUCGGGAUGGAUGCACUGAACUUACUCACAUAUGCCGUGAGGCUUAUGUAUCCCAUCUUCUCACCAAUCUCUCAUCACUCACUCUCCCCCUUUUCACCCAACCACGCCAUCACCUGGGUAGAAGCACCGUUCACAUCAUUCCGUACCCAUAUCCUAAAAUCGACAAUUCCCUCUCUCAUCUUAUCCGGUUCCAUGGUUUCAAAAUUGUGUUCAGUAUACCCUUCAAACAUCUCCCUAGUGCGGGGGAAAGCUGCGUCGUAGGGGAACAGAAC